AUGGCGAGCUUCGCGCCGUUCAGCCUGGAGGAGGCGGAGCUGGAGCUGGACUGGGAUGAACGCUACGCGGCUCCGGAGCUGGACGCCGAAAACACGGCUCUGGUGGAGGAGAUUCGUGAAAAGGAGAGGUUGUUGGCGGAGGUGGAAAUGGCUCUUGAAAAAAACAAGGACACGAAGCGGAUGAUGGCUGACGCGAUGAAAGGUUUGGAGGAUGAGCUGAGAAGCAACGAGGCUCUGAUCAAAGUGAAGGAAAGGGAGGGAGAAACUGAGAACCACCUCGUCGCCCUCGCAGACAGGAAAAGAGGAGUCCUGUCCAGACGACUGGCCAGGAUGAAGACUGAGAUAAAAUCUUUCGCUGAAAGAAAAGAGAAUUUAGAGAACCGCAUCUUCCAGACCGCACGGAAAGUGGAAGAGUUUCAAGAACAGAUGAACUGGGACCAGCAGACCACGGAGGCCUUCUUCAAGGAGGCGGCGCGGCAGAAUGAAGACACAAUGGCCAUCACCAAGUACGCUCACCGGGACGACCAGAGGGUGAAGGCUCUGACUCUGGCGAUAGAGAGAGCCACACUGGAGGUCAACGACAAACGCAAAGCCUUUGAAAAAGGGAUGACUGAGAACAAAUGUUUACAGUUUGCCCUGGAUAAGGCUACAGAGAGCCUUCAGAGGGCGUACCAGGAGAACCAGCAGCUCAGCCAGCAGUGGGAAAACACCAUCAAGCAAAGGAAGCAGCGGGAUGCCGAGAUGCAGCAGUGCGCGCUGCAACUGGCCCAGGCCAAUGAAAAGUACCGCGAGAACGUCGUCACCCUGACGGAGAGCAAGCAGCUUUUCGACACUCAGAAGAAGAACAACAAGGAAACCAAGAGGAAAACAGACGCGUCCAAACGCGAGGCGGUCAAGCUCCGGCAGGAUCUGGCGGAGGAGGAGAGGAACCUGCGCAGCCUGCAGGAUGAGGUGGGCGUCUGCAAAGGGGAGCUGCACAAAGCCGCGUCUGUGGUGAAGUCCCUGAAGUCCGACAUAUCCAGAAUGAAGACGGACAUCCAGAACGACGAUCGAAAACUGAGGGAGGCAGACGCCUACAACGCUGCUCUGGAGGACAAGCUGAAGGCCGUGACUCAGACGGCUCUCACCGAGGAGGAGAGGGCCGCUCAGAUGGACCAGCUUCUCAAGGACGCGGAGCAGACGGUCAAGGAGCUGGAUGUCCUGCUGAAAAACAGCAACCAGGAGCUUUUUCUCGCCACAAAGAAUUUAGAGACGCUCAGGGCGAAGGAGAAGGAUUUAAUCUUGCAGAUUUCAAACAGUAAGUCGACCAUCGGUAACCUGGACGGCCAGCUGGAGAAACAGGAGAAGAUCCUGAGAAGACAGCAGAUCACCAUUCUUCAGCAGUCCACCCAGAUAGAGGUGCUGAAUGAAAAACUGGCACUCCUCCAAGGUAAUCUGUCUUCAGAUGAGAGACAGAUGUUGGAAGCGAAAAUUUCUGAACUGACCAGAAAUCUGGAGGAGAAGAAGGAAACAGCGAACAUCCUCCAGAGCGCGCUGAAAGAGUCCGAGAACGCUGUGCGCCGUUUGAAGAGGGAAGUUGACCAGUCGGAGUCUCAGAAGAGAGAUCUGUCCGGCGCCGCCGAGCAGCUGCUGCUGUGUUGUAACGGCAAGGAAAAGAGCCUGAAGGCACUCAAGCUGAAGAAACAGGAGAGCAUGGUGAGAUACCAGAUCUUAAAGACAGAGGUGGAGCGUUUGAGUGAUCUGCUCAACAGCAAGGAAGACAGCAUGCUGUCCUCCGAGAGACACAAGCUGGAGCUGCAGAAAGCCAUCCGAGAGAGGGAGAACGACAUCAAGAUCCAGAGAGACAUGCUGUGUCGGCAGCUGAGCCUCAGCGACCAGGAGAGGCAGAAGCUCAGCAUCGAGCUCAGCGAGAAGCUGCGCAAGAUUGACGUCAUGAAGAAACGUUUCGAGGUUCUGACCGUCUCCAUGGCGGUUCCUGAGGGCGAGGAGGAGAACGCGCAGGCCUACAUUAUCGCCAAGGUUGCACAGGAGUCAGAGGAGCUCCGGCAGAAAGGCGACGCUCUGGACGCCAAAAUCCGGAAGACGGAGCUCGAAAAUGUGGCCCUGGAGAACAGCAACCUGCUGUUCAGCCGCCACAACGCUCUGCUCCGGCAGACUCUCAACAAAGUGGAUGAAUCCAGCUCCCAGUAUCAGGAGAAGCUGAGACUGGAAGAGCAGCUGAAGGCGACUCAUGAGAUGCUGAGAAGCAGGAAAAAACAGGUCAAAGAGCUCCAGAAGGACCUGCAGGACAAGAACGAUACCUUGGAGAUUUUACUCCAGCAAGAUCAGGUGGACCAAGAAAGCAUAAAAGCCAAACAGCAGCUCAUCACAAAGCUGAACAAAGACAUCUCUUCCCAGCAGGAGAAAAUGGACAGAGCCACAAAGCAGUGCUCCAAGCUGAUCAAACAGAUCCGCUCAGCGAAAAACACCAAGAGCGAGACGUCUGAGGAGAGAGACAUCAGGCUGAAGGAGCUGAGGGAGUUCAGCAGGAGUCUGGACAGGAUGCUGAGCGAGACCCUGGAGAAGACCCCCGACCUCAGACCGCUGCUGGAGAAGUAUUUCCAGCAGGCCAGCCUGUCGCUUCCGGCUCCUUCUUCCACUCCGAUCAGCCGGAGCUCCAGAACCAGCUCGGCCUGCAGCCUGGCCUCUUUCAGGUCCAGUGCUUCCUCAGCCAGCGGCAGCUCCGACGCCUCUGCGCUCUCCUGCUCUGUGAACGUGGUCGAUCUGGCCUUGGAGCUGCCCUCAACCUCCCCCGCCUCCAAGUGUUCCAGCUCAGCCAGCAGCAGAAGCAGCAAGUCCAAGAAGAUGCUUCCCUGA
Messenger RNA from Salarias fasciatus (jewelled blenny), 2856 nucleotides. It is a transcript of the gene ccdc39, whose product is annotated as coiled-coil domain 39 molecular ruler complex subunit. Gene Ontology annotation, cellular component: axoneme. The transcript is spliced from 20 exons. Bases 1 to 2856 code for a protein of 951 amino acids. Lineage: Eukaryota; Metazoa; Chordata; Actinopteri; Blenniiformes; Blenniidae. The record is from RefSeq and is a predicted model, not a curated record. Gene Ontology annotation, biological process: cilium-dependent cell motility; inner dynein arm assembly; epithelial cilium movement involved in determination of left/right asymmetry.